Messenger RNA from Brenthis ino (lesser marbled fritillary), 534 nucleotides. The record is from the annotation of a GenBank genome assembly. Lineage: Eukaryota; Metazoa; Arthropoda; Insecta; Lepidoptera; Nymphalidae.
AUGUCUAUUACUAAAGUAGAAGUUUUGAGACUUUAUAAAAACUUGAUGAUAUAUUCUAAAUCUCUGAAAUUCACGGACGUUACAUAUUAUAAAAAAAGAAUAGCUAGUGAAUUUAAGCGUAAUAAAAGUCUUGAUAAAGCUGAAGACAUAACUUACGCAUAUAAGAAAGGGGAAGCUUUGCUGCUAAGAGAUUACACACAAGUACCAAAAAUUAAUGAAAGUGACUUGAUAGAAAAUUUCGUAAGAGGAUCAGGACCCGGUGGGUCUGCUGUUAAUAAAAAUUCUAAUUGUGUAGUUCUCACUCAUCUUCCUACAGGUGUUGUCGUCAAGUGUCAUACUAGUCGAUGUCAGGAUGAGAAUCGAAAAAACGCACGUGAAAUGUUAGUAUCAAAAUUAGAUGAAAUAUUAAAUGGUAAAAACAGUGUGUCAGCUCAAAAGAAAAGGUUAGAAGAGCAGAAAUAUAGAAAAACUGAAUAUAAAAAGAAAAAAAAGGCUCAACUUAAAGAAGAAUGGAAGAAAAGGGAGGGAUUGCUC